Messenger RNA from Stegodyphus dumicola, 3366 nucleotides. Its product is annotated as tyrosine-protein phosphatase non-receptor type 13-like. Gene Ontology annotation, cellular component: cytoskeleton. Gene Ontology annotation, molecular function: cytoskeletal protein binding. Lineage: Eukaryota; Metazoa; Arthropoda; Arachnida; Araneae; Eresidae. The record is from RefSeq and is a predicted model, not a curated record.
AUCCAGAAGCUUGAUAUGGUGUCUUAUCAUUGCAGCAUGCCUGUUCUGGAGAAUGUACAAGUUUCUCUAAACGAGAUUUUGGAGGUACGAGGUCAGCCUCUUCAAGAGUACGAACUGUGGGGCCUUUUAUUUCAGGCUACUGAAGCUGUGCAAGAUAUUUUUCUGCGAGGUCAUGCUUGCAAAGAUGAUAUACCUCUAUAUUUGGUAACUCCCAGUAACUUAUUAUGUACAGCCAGAGGAAAAGUAAUUUUAAAUGAAUGUUUACCUGAUAGCAUGAGAGGCACAACAUACUGGUGUUCAGAAAUGGAGGAUAAAGAAUUUUAUUCUGAAAUUCAUAAUCUAGAGAAAAUUUAUGUUUUCACACUUGGCCAAACAAUGCUCUAUGCUGCAUAUUAUAAAGUACAAGACAAUUGUCAGAGAAAAUUGUCGCCGUUAAUCAAAACAGUUUUUCAAGCUAUGUGUCAGAGUGAUGUGGAUUUACGUAUGAUUUUAUCAGAUGUUGCUCAAGUUUGCAGCCUUCAUGCAACUAAAUAUAUGAAUGGCUUUACAUUUGCAAAAUCUGUAGCUACCUUACAUCGUGAAGUUUUAGGAAGUUUACCUGAACAUGAAAUUCUUGCUCAAGUUGAUAGAGAUGUCAUGAUGGAAAAAGAAGUUGAACAUUCAGAAGGUGGAAAUGAAGAUUUUUCUGAUGUUAAUUACAAUCCUAAGUAUUAUGCAUAUGGAUACAGAUUAGGUUAUUAUCCUGAACUCUCUAAAGCUACUAAGUCUUCACUCUCAAAGAAUUCUGUAACUCCAAAAGAAAGAUGGCAGAAAGCAUAUUCUGCUGUAUUAAAAGAAGUGCGAAAGUCCAAGAUGUUAUUUAUUAAAAAAAAUGAAGUUUUUGAAGCAUGGAAGAAUCAUAAAGCUCAACAAUCCAUAUUUAGAGUCUAUGAAGAAUUGACAGAAAGACGGAAGAUGUUGGAACUGUUGAGAUUAAGUAUCAACAUUGAGCCUUCAACUCCAGUAGAUGUAGAUAAAAAUCCUCUUUUAAUGACAGGUUUAAAGCCUAAGACUAUUGCUGAAUUAGUACUCUUGCUUCAACGUCCUAGUAAACAAUCUGCUGCAUAUUCAAAGUCAAAAUCUGAAGCGCCAUGUAGUAGUACAGAAAGUUCUGAAGAUCAACUUGAAGAAGAAAAUUAUGAGAAACCAUAUUAUGCUAUUGAUAAAAUAGCUUUACAGGAACCUUUUCCCUUAACUAAACUUGAUUGCAAUCUCAAGAAGUCUUAUCCAGGACCAGAAUUUGUGAUAAAUAAAUUAAAACCUCAUACUAAAAUAAUGCCAUUUUAUUACAACAAGGAUUUAAAACCUACAUUUACUGUGAGUAUUUCAUUAUUGAAUGGGGAAAGUAUUGAUGUUGAAUGUCUACCAUCUGUUAAUGGAAAACAACUUUAUCAAGCUGUAGCAGACCAUUUAAAAUUGCAAGAGCGUUACUUGUUUGGAUUAGCAUAUGCUCAGGGUGGUGAAUAUAUCUUCAUUGAGCGAAAACAGCGACUUGUUGAUGUGUUACAGCUUUGUGCUACAAGCUCCACUCUUGUUUCUGCAGAUUUAAUUCAUCUGUUUUUUAAAGUGAAAUUUUAUGUGGAUGAUGUUCAUCUGCUAAGAACUCAAGCGUUGAGGCAUAUUUUUUAUCUUCAGCUGAGAAAGGAUUUUUUGGAAGAUGACUUUUACUGUGACAUUGAUUCAGCGAUAAUGCUCGGUGGAUUAGCUCUUCAGGCAGAAUUUGGAAAUUAUGAUCAAUCAGUGCAUGGCAAAGAAUAUUUCCUUUUAGAACAUUAUCUAUCUUUUUCAAACAUUUUAUGUUUGAAUAGACUCACUGCAAAGACCAGACUACGGGAUCAACAUAUUAAUUUAGCUGGGAUCUCGAAGGAAUUGGCUGAAUUAAAAUUUAUUCAAGCUAUGAUGAAAUUUUCUGACUAUGGUUCACAUUAUCAUAAAGUUUUACAGGAUAAAAAGAACAGAUCAUCUGUAGUAUGGUUGAGCAUCAGAUCGAAAGGCAUUGCUGUUUAUGAAAACAUAUCUGGUAAAAGAAGUUUGUGCCAGAAUUAUCCUUGGGAAAUUAUAAAAAGAAUCUCUUUUUCAAAAAAGUACUUUUGCAUAGCACCUAAAACUGAAAGUAUUACAGGCAGACAUAUUGUCUAUAGGUUUUAUACUUCACUAUUGCAUAGGAGUCAGUAUUUGUUCAAUAUGUCUAUGGCUCACCAUAAAUUUUUCCUGAAACUGAAAUCUGUCUCUAAAGCAUCUGAAAUUUUUACGGAAGAUUUAGAUGAAGAACAUCCUUAUGAUAAAUCAGAAGUGGAGAAGGAGAUUGGUUGGGAUCUUUGUGAUAAUGCUGAUAAAUUUGAGCUGAGAAUAUCCAAGAUGGCUAGACGCAUUAAUAGUUUAAAGAAGAGCUCAAAAUUUCUCAAACAAGAUUUCAUCUUUUCCAAGUCAGAGAAAGGACUUUGCAAAAAUAACAGCUUAUCGUCUAUAGAAUUAGAUAUUAUGAGAAAGAGAAAACUUUCAUCAAAUCUUGUGACUCGAUCAUCUUCGGCUCCAGAUCCUGUGAAGAAAAGUGAUUAUUUUUCUGGCAGCAAAGUACUUUCUGUGAACGCUUUCAAAUACAUCUCUCCUCACCGGGAUUGAUUACUAUGAAGCUAUGUUUGGCAUUAAACCAAGAAGAGGCUUAGCAUCGUCUUUUUUGCCUGACGAACAAAUUGCAAAACCUGAAACCGAAGAACAGCUUGAAGAAGCUGUUAAUGCUUUUGAAGAAAAUUUGAGCAGUGGCCAUACCGAAAACCAUAUUCCAAAGAAAAAUAUUGAGGAGGACCUGCAAUGUACCAUGUCUUCGUAUCAGGCCUGGACUGAACAACACAAGUUAAUUUCUAUUAAAAGAUCGGCCGCAAAAGAGAAUCUUUUACUGCAAGUAACGAAAAUGUUACAAACCUCAAAAAAGUUUUUCUUCUGCUCAAAUUGGUGAUACCAUACGAAUACAAGUCGUUGAUGUCGACUGUGGUCGUACAGAUGGCCGAAAUGUGUUGGCAGUUGUUGUUGAAAUAAGACUCCGGCUUUUAUAAACUAGCAAAUAAAAAUGUCACCUUCAAGCAGCUUUAUAUGCAUAAUUACUUUGUAAUUUGUAAAGAAAAGUUACUUUCUGUAGAUGAAAUUCCUUCUCAAGUAAUGUCGCUGAGAGAAGCAGCUGCAGCUAAUUCGAGAAGUAGAGGGCAAGGCUAUACACUCUGUCACUGCAAAAGGAAGUGUUCCACAACUAAAUGCAGUUUUAAAAGCAAGGGACUGUUGUGCAAUUCAAAAUGUCAUAAAAUUUUAUGUUGUUGCAAUAAAUAAGAUUUC